Molecule: messenger RNA, 3294 nt
Organism: Dermacentor albipictus
Lineage: Eukaryota; Metazoa; Arthropoda; Arachnida; Ixodida; Ixodidae
Gene: Gga
Product: ADP-ribosylation factor-binding protein Gga
Biological process (GO): protein localization to cell surface; Golgi to plasma membrane transport; intracellular protein transport
Cellular component (GO): trans-Golgi network
Molecular function (GO): phosphatidylinositol binding; small GTPase binding; ubiquitin binding
Source: RefSeq, a predicted model, not a curated record
CGAUGAGCGGCGUGGGGUCAGCGCACCCGUCCGCUGCCAGUCGGCGGGCCGCGUCAGUGUCUGCCGUAAGCGUUGGAAUACGGGCCGUUUUCGAAGACUGCUCAGCUGUGAAUUUGGAAUGCUCGAAAUCUCGGCGCCGCAUCGUAUCGAAAAUGUGUUGUUCUAUCGGUAUCGGGACACGUUUGGCCCCGGCGGGCCUGCCUUGAGAGUUCCAGGCGCGAACGCAGUGGUGCCGGGACGGUCGCAGAACCCGAAUUCGCUCUGCGCCAGCAACGAUCUCGCGCUGUUCGGAACCAGCUCCCACCGCCAGUGCUCGACCACCGCGCGGGCUACGAACCCGCUAUGCCGGGAGCUGGACAUGGAGGCGGUGCAGCAACUGUGCGAGCGCAUCCUGCUCGAACGGGACGGCUCCCAUCAGGCAUUGCGUUUUCUCGCCCACAAGAUCCAGUCGCCACAGGAGAGGGAGGCCCUGCAGGCACUGCUGGUGCUGGAGGAGUGUGCCAAUCGGUGUGGGGCCAAGUUCCAGGAUGAGCUGGGAAAGUUUCGCUUCCUCAACGAGCUCAUCAAGGUGGUUUCACCCAAGUACCUGGGCAACCGUGCCUCCCAGCGGGUCAAGCAGAAAAUCAUCGAGGUGCUGUAUCGCUGGAGCAUUGAAAUGAAGCACCAUGCCAAGAUUCAGGAGGCCUACCAAAUGCUGAAGCGCCAGGGUGUCAUAGCUGUCGAUCCCGUCUACGUCAUCGAGGAUUAUGAGCCAGGCCCCGCGCCAGCACCCAGGUCCCAGAGUGCCGUCUUCGAGGACGAAGAGAAGUCACAGAUGCUGCAGAAGCUGCUGCAGAGCAAGAACCCCGAAGACCUGCAGGCUGCCAACCGACUCAUCCGCAACAUGGUCAAGGAGCAGGCGGAUCGGCGCAUGGAGAUGCUGGCGCGGCGCACGACGGAGAUAGAGACGGUGCAUAAUAACGCCAAGGUGCUGAAGGACAUGCUGGCCAACUACCGUCCAGGGGAGACCUCUGCAGAGGAGCAGGACCUCAUGAAGGAACUGUUUGAGAGCUGUGAGCGCCUGCGUCCCAAGCUGUUCCGGUUGGCUGGAGAGAUGGAGGAAAAAGACGAAGGGCUCAACGAGAUCCUGACAGCCAAUGACGAGCUGACGAACGUGAUCAACAUCUACAAGAAGACCAUGGGGCUCGAGCCAGCUGUCAACGGAGGGAGUUCCACCACCGCCUUUAACGACACCCACGCUGCAUCAACUGCGCCGGUUGCUGUUGCGGCUGCUGGCUCCCUGCUGGACCUUGGCUCCCCGGGACCCGGUGUUUGCGAAGAAUCCAAGAAAAACCCCAUCGAUCUCAGCCUGCUUGAUGACCAACUACUUGCGCUCGGCAUAGGUGAUCCAGGCCCUCCGACUGCGACUAGCAGCAUGGCAGAUCUGGGCUCCCUCUUCUCACCGGGGCUGCCCCAGGGUAGUGCAAAUGCCGGCGCUGGUGCUGGGGGUGCGGGGGCUGCCCCGUUUGCGAGCUUCGGGAAUGCCGCUGCCCCGUCGCGGCUUCCGGGUUACUCCCCGUCGCACCAGGCGAUGUCGCAGCCCACUAUGCUGGCGCCCAGCACUGCGAGCGGCCUGCUGUCCUCCCCGCUGCGGCCGACGGCCUCUUACAUUCAGCAGGGGAACCACAUGAACAACAUUGGCAGUGGGAGCAGUAACGCCGCCUCCACAGGUGGAUCUCUACUGAGCAAGUCACGCGGCCUGGAAGAACUGGAUGCCCUGGGCCAGUCCCUGAUCAAGCAGGCUCUGCCGCAUAACCCAGGCUCCCAGGGAGACUUCCCCACCACGCCACAGAAGAUUCCGCUGAACCAGAUAUCACGGCCCCUGCUGCCGGCUGCGAGCUCCAGCAGUGUUCAGGCUUCGGCAGGAGUCUUCCAGUCUGUGAAUGUUGGCCCAAAGACGCUGCCCCUUGGACCAUCUAUGCUGGCCCCCAUGGAGGGCCAUCCGCCGGGCUCCCCUUCUAAGAUGGCCACGGAUGACAUGCUGAACAACUUGUUUGUGCCCUUGGAGCAGAUUCAGCCUGGCUCACAAGCGCCACUGAACCUCCACGAGCAGAAUGGGGUGCGCGCUGUGGUACACAUCGCACGAAACCGCCCCCAGGAGCACGUGUCCGUGCUUGUCGUGUCCAUCACAAGUCAGAGCAGCCUGCCGGUCCGCCGGAUUGCUUUUCAUGCAGCUGUGCCCAAGACGAUGAGGAUCAAGGUGCAGUCACCCUCAGCCACUGAGCUACCACCUCACAACCCCAUCCUGCCAGCUGCUGCCAUCACCCAAGUCAUGCUAAUUGCCAACCCUGCCAAAGACAAGGUACGCCUGAAAUACAAGCUGAGCUACACCAUUGAGGAAGAAAGCCACACAGAUUCCGGAGAAGUGGACUGCCCCGUGGACACAGCUGUUGCUGCCACCUCAUGAUGAUGACAGCUGCUCGACAUAAGGCCUGAGGACGCCACCACCGCUGCUGGUUGACGACGAUACCAUUGCUGCAACACAAACACACACCUGCAUCGGCUGUGCUUCCACCUCAGCAGCCUUUACAAGUGCCAUCACAUGGUCCCACCUGCACCAAUUUUGCAGUGCUUCUUCUAACUUCUUGCGUGCCAUCUAUCCAAAAAGCUUUUUUAAUGCCUGCACCUGGCCUUUCAUUGUAAACAAAUCGAUGGUGGCUCCCUCUUGCCUUCAUGUCAUCUGCUCUAGGUCGUGGUGUCAGCUGGGUGUCGUCUGCCGUUUCACUUUGAUGCAUAUGGAAAUCUGACAAAAUGCUAUGCUCCCUGUGGCUUGAUCCUUGUCUCAUGUUGUCUGCAAAUUGCAGCACCUGUCAUGAAACUGGUGUAAUUCGGAGCCAUAAAAUACAGUACAUUUCUCUUGUAACUGUUGAAGAGAACAAGGAUGGCGGGUUGGAGCUUAUGACUACAAAGGGAAACAACGAUGCCACACUUCAGGCACAGGAAGUGUGUGAUCAUCUCGGAGAACAGAUGGCUGAGCAGACGACGCUUGGAUGUGCUGUGUUGCGGGUGGGCAUACCAGGCUCUGUAGUAGCCUAGCUUCAGAAGCCAUUUUCACUAUCUGUUGGCAUCUUGGCAAUGGUAGUAAUUACCUGUGCAUGUUAGGGGAUGGGCGGUUGGGACAGUUGCUCAUCAGCGCCACGUUUUCCUUUCCUCUUCUUUUAUUUUUUGUAUGUCCUCCUGGUGCACAGGUGUUCUCAAGAAACACCACGUAAUGCGCAUGCAGUAUACUUAAAGGUGUGACUGUGUUCUGAUUCA